AUGGCGUCCGAUGAGAAGCCUGCUGCAGACACUCCUCAGGAUGCGCAGGCACAGCAAGCCCCUAUCCAGCCAGAGCCGGCCAGCCGACCUGACCCGGACUCUGCGAAUGCCCUACAGAAGGAGCUCGCUGUGGUAGAGGAAGGCUUUCUCAAGAAUGAGGGCCGCAUCCCCAAUCCCGAGGAAGCCAUUGAGGCUCUCGGCAUACCCAACUGGCGCGAGCUGGAGAAGAAGUAUGUCGCCCUCUUAUUCUGUCUCACAGCGACGAGAAAUUGCAUGGACCGCGCCUCCAUUGGUCAAGCGAGGUUGAGUACUCUCGACGAGGACUUGAACCUGGCCGGUAGCGACUUUUCUACUGCUGUGUCUAUUCUCUCCAUCGGUUACGUUCUCGGCCAACUCCCCAGCAACAUGUUGAUCACCAAGAUCCGCCCCAGUAUCUACCUCUGCUCCAUGGCAUUAGUCUGGUCCGGUGUCAGCGCCGCCACCUGCGGUGUCACCGACUCCAAGGGCCUCAUUGGCGUCCGCUUCGCUCUUGGUCUCGUCGAGGCGCCUCUCCUCCCUGGCGCCGUCUACCUCCUGGGCUGCUGGUACACAAGGAAAGAAGUCGCGCUGCGCAUGGCCAUCCUCUACUCUGCCCAGACCCUCGCGUUCUGCUCAGCCGGUCUGAUCGCCGCCGCCAUCUACGCCACGCUGGAAAAGGUGCACGGCCUCGCCGGCUGGCAGUGGCUCUUCAUCAUCCUCGUCGUCACGGGCGCAGGCUUUGCCCUCAUCUGCGUCUUCAUCCUGCCUGACUACCCAACCUCCACCACCGGGAGCGCGCGAUGGACCAUGACAGAGGACAUGCGCCGGAUCGCGGCGGCGCGCAUCCUCGCCGACCGCCCCUCCACCCCCAAGGGCAAGGCCGGCGCGUGGGAGGGGCUGAAGCUCAGCGUGCGGGAUCCCAAGCUCUGGGUCCUCACCAUGAUGAACAUUUGCAUCUCCGCCGCCUACGGCUUCUCCAACUUCUACCCGUCCAUUGUGCGCGGUCUCGCCGACAGCUGGGGCUUCAGCUCCACCAUUGCGCUGCUGCUGACUGCGCCGCCCUACAUCUUUGCCGCUAUCGGGUCGUAUAUCAAUGCCUGGCACUCUGACAAGACCAAGGAACGCGGUCUGCACUAUGCGAUCCCCGUUCUUGUUGCUUGCACUGGCUUCAUCGUGUGUCUGGCCACGUCCAGUCCCGAGGCUCGUUACGGUGCUUCCUUUAUUUACGUUGGUGGCAUGUAUAUUGCCAAUCCCCUAAUUAUGGGUUAUGUCAGCGGCGUCCUUGGAAAGACGCCCGAGAAGCGAGCCGUGUCCGUUGCCUUGUGCAACCUGAUCUCCCAGCUUGGAAACUUCACUGCCCCCUACAUGUUCCAGCCGUCCGAGGACCCGCGCUACAUCAGCGCCUUUAUCGGCAUGAUGUCCUUUGGCAUCGCGUCGGCAGGCUGCGCCAUUGGUCUCAAGUGGUGGCUCGUCAGGUCCAACAAGAAGCUCUACAAGGCGGCUGAAAGGGAGGGCACAGCCUACCCGCCUUAUGUCACUUAAUGCCACAUCAUGGAGUGGGCAGUCUGUUGAGAUGUGACUGGGAAGGUGUCGCGGGGAGGCAUGCUCCA
Molecule: messenger RNA, 1628 nt
Organism: Emericellopsis atlantica
Lineage: Eukaryota; Fungi; Ascomycota; Sordariomycetes; Hypocreales; Bionectriaceae
Product: major facilitator superfamily domain-containing protein
Exons: 8
Coding region: 1-1560 (519 amino acids)
Biological process (GO): transmembrane transport
Cellular component (GO): membrane
Molecular function (GO): transmembrane transporter activity
Source: RefSeq, a predicted model, not a curated record